AGCGGAGGGCUCCCGAGUGCGCGAUAUUCUCGCGAUAGGUGGUGCUUCCAUCGCCAAGAAGGCGAGAGGCGCGUCUGCGGAAUGAAAGAGGAGAAGGAGAACAAGGGACGAGAGCGGCGAGUGGAGAUCCAGUUCCGAGAUAGAGAGGAAGGCGAGAAGCGGAAAGAAAAGGAUGAGAAAAAGGAGGUGCUCACCAAGGUGGUGAUUAGGCGUUUACCUCCUAACCUAACCAAAGCACAGCUAGAAGAGCAACUACAUCCACUACCUACACAUGAUUAUUUUGAAUUUUGUGCUGCAGAUGUAAGCCUUUACCCUCACCUGUUCUCCAGAGCUUACAUCAAUUUUAAAAACCCUGAUGAUAUAAUUCUGUUCAGAGACCGAUUUGAUGGAUAUAUCUUCAUUGAUAAUAAAGGCCAGGAAUACCCUGCUGUAGUUGAGUUUGCACCAUUUCAGAAAAUUUCUAAAAGGAAAUUGAAGAAGAAAGAUGCAAAAUCAGGAAGUAUUGAAGAAGAUCCUGAGUACAAGAAAUUUUUGGAAAGUUACUGUGCUGAUGAAGAAAAAGUUGCAGCUAACCCAGAGACAUUACUGGGCGAGAUAGAGGCAAAGACCAGAGAACUGAUCGGUACAGACCAAUUUCCAACUCUGGAGAAUGUCUAUAGCCAGGAACUUAAAGGUGUAAACAGAACUUGGAAGCAGCUGCACGUGUACAAGAACACAGCUAGGCGAACAACACCUCUUCUGGAAUAUAUCAAAAACAAGAAGCUGGAAAAGCAGCGAAUUAGAGAGGAAAAAAGAGAAGAAAGAAGAAGACGGGAGCUGGAAAAAAAACGCUUGAGGGAGGAAGAAAAAAGAAAACGUAGAGAGGAAGAAAGGCGUAAAAGGAAAGAAGCAGAGAAACAGAAAAAAAUAGCAGAAAAGGAAAGGAAAGAAGAAAUCAAAAUUAAGUUGUUGAAAAAAGUUGAUAAGGAGGAAGAACAGGACUUGGACAAAUGGAAAGAGAAAACAGAGGAUGGUGACGCUGAUAAAGGAAAGUGGGAAAAGUCAUGCUGUCCAGGAAAACGAUCAGAAAUUAUACAGAAGGAUGUCAAAGAUAAACCACCAAAUGAUAGUGAUAAAGAACGUAGAGAGAGGGAACGGGAAAGAAGAUUGAGGGAAAAAGAACGAGAACGGGAGCGACAAAGGCGACGUGAGGAUGAGCGCAGAAAGCAAAAAGAGCGAUAUGACGUGGAGAGGGCUAAGAGAACUAAAGAAGAAGAAACAAAAAGAGGGAAGGAACAUGGACAUGAAAGAGAAAAGAAGGGAGACAGCUUGAACUACAUCUUCAGUACUGAGAAAAUAGACAAACUGGGUAAAGAAGACAAAAACGAUGAUGUGGGAUCUAAAAGGGAGCGAAUAAGGAAUAAGGACCGUCCAGCUAUGCAGUUGUACCAACCUGGAGCGCGGUGCCGAACCCGUCUGGGAUCAGGAGGAAGAACAUAUGAUUGCUGCAGUAAAUCCUCUGAGGACAGCACAGAGAGAAAGUAUGAAGAUGAUAGUUCUGUUGGAGCUUGUUCUGAGAAAAGUUGUGAAGAAUGAAAGUGCGUCAUUUAUGGUGAUCAGUCAAGAACACUUAUUACUUCACUGAAAAUGAUAGGCAGCAUCAUAAUGUAUAUGGCCAUCUCAGCACUGAUUUUUGGCUUAACCUUGUAUUAAUAAAAGUUUUGUUAUUUUAGUAAUUUGACUAGUUAACUUAGUUUAAAGUAGUAAGUAACAGGUAGAAUUUGUUGAAAAUGAAAUCUGUAGAGCAACUAAAUUGAGUAUAGGACCACUUGUAUGAGGAAGUGUUACUGGAUAGGAUGCAGGUUGAAUAGUGAGGUUUGGAUAUUAGUACAUUAUCAAUUUAUAAACUAUACUGAUAUGCAGAUUUCCUAGAAGUUGCAUGUAUGUGAUUAGAUGUCCAUCAUUCUAAAGAUAGUGUGGGAUGAUUUCAACAAUCUGUUUUCUUUUCCACUAAUACAUACGGCCAUGUGAACAAAAAAGAUGGAGUUGUUAUUUUAAAUAUGAUGGGAAAUAAUUUUUAAGUAUUCAUUAAUCUUGCAGUGGCAAUAUCGCUCAUUUUACAUCCAAAUCUGGCUCUGAAGUAUGGUGCAGCCAGGUACAGUGCAUCCCUGAUACUAAUUUGUACUAGUUUGUCACAUUUGUAGCAUCAUAAUUUUCUUUUACUCCUUAGACUUUCACUCCUCAAGAUUGAGAAUUGACUUACUUCAACUCUGCCUGUGGGUUCUAUAAUAGCUAAUGAGGCCAACGUGCAAGCCGCAACCAUCCACGGAUGGGCAGGAGAUGCUGACAGAGCAAGUGUGUAGGUAGCUUGUGAAGUGGUGUGCUCCCAAUAUAUGACUCAAGGUACCAUCCUGACUGCUGCUUCGCCAAAAUGAGCAAUCAUGAACCAGAGGUUCUCAGGUGACGAUGUCGAUGUUGGAAAUUUUGAGUACAUACUUGAGUUAAAAUCAUAAUCCAUGCACUGUAUAACAGCAUUUUAAAAGGUACAUGGUUGAUCCAAAACAUAAUUCACAAUAUCAUGAUAUCUGUCCAGGCAUGAGUACCCAGAACUUUUUUUGCAACUGACCUCGGUUACACAAUUGACAACAUAACUAGCAUAACAACUGCACAUUAACUUAACAAUAUCUGUCUAAGACUAAUUUACAGUAUAAUAUUCCAUUUCAGAAUUUACAACUAACUAUGAACUCUUGAAUAGAGAUUGAGGGUAAAAGAUGGAAUAACAGUUAUCUAGUAAAUUAUGCCACUUUAGUAUCUAGUGCAAGUUGGGAUUGAUAAUCUGCAAAGCACAAGCUUUAUCAUUACAAAAGCAUGUUUAAUAUUUUGCAAUACUUUAGUGUGGAUGGAAAAUGUAGGAAGAAUUUAAUUUUUCAACUUUAGUCAGAUAUUAUCCUGCUGUAUUGUUCUCCAAUUACCUUAAGUAUUACAGAGAAUUUAUGUGCCAUAACAGUGAGCCUCAGUUGCUACAUUCAUGUUGAACUUCUAAUUUCAUCUAGGAGUAUGGAAUUUGUAAAAUGAACUUUGAUAUUCUGUUUAAGAUUUUCAUAAUAUUCUGUUUUAAUAUCCAGUUGUCUAUUCCUCCAUUGCUUCUGUCAGCAAACAAUAGUAGUAUCAUCAAUACAUGGUAUUGUUUCAAUAGAUUUGUAACUUAAUAGCUAUUAUUGCAUAGUUGUUGAAAGAUAUGUAUGUGAUUCAUAAAUUGUUCAAUCCAUUAUGGAUUUUAACUUAAUAUUGUUGGAUCCAUGAGUAGAAGUGUGACUGUAAGAUAUUAAAUGGUUUGACUA
This is a messenger RNA of Mobula hypostoma (lesser devil ray), 3320 nucleotides long. RefSeq names its product UPF3A regulator of nonsense mediated mRNA decay (gene upf3a). Gene Ontology annotation, biological process: positive regulation of translation; nuclear-transcribed mRNA catabolic process, nonsense-mediated decay. The coding region runs from base 82 to 1575 and encodes 497 amino acids. The transcript is spliced from 11 exons. Gene Ontology annotation, cellular component: cytoplasm; nucleolus. Gene Ontology annotation, molecular function: telomeric repeat DNA binding. The record is from RefSeq and is a predicted model, not a curated record. Lineage: Eukaryota; Metazoa; Chordata; Chondrichthyes; Myliobatiformes; Myliobatidae.